Messenger RNA from Protopolystoma xenopodis, 216 nucleotides. NCBI's taxonomy places the organism in Eukaryota, Metazoa, Platyhelminthes, Monogenea, Polystomatidea, Polystomatidae. The record is from the annotation of a GenBank genome assembly.
AUGGAGCGAUACGAAGGAUUGCUAGCUGGUCCUGAGCAGACUGGAGUGAGGGGAAAGAGGGAAAAUAGAGCAAAUUUGCGCCGUCCAGGCACAGCAUUAGAGAGCAAGCCGCAAGCAGGCCUGGCUGUGGCUUUCAGAACGCAAACUCACUCGCCUACUCGUUGGACGGUUCAUACGAGCCGAGCUUGUUCAGGCGACAUGGUUACUUAUUGCUAA